AUGGUGGGCACGAGGAGAGCGAAGAAAAAAGUGGAAACCUAUCAAAUAUGCGUGACGAUAAUCGAGGCCAAGCACAUAGAGCCCAACACGAACGUGAUGGUUGCCGUACGGGUCGGCAAUCGGAAGAAGAAAACGGCGAUCCGUAAAACGGCGGACAACACCUACUUUCGAGAGUACUUUGUGUUCGAUUUGACGUGCGACCUGGACACGCUGCUCAGCACGAGGAUAGCGAUAACCGCCUACCUGUACGGUGGCCUCAUCAAACGCUGCAAGUUCCACGGUAGCUUCGACUUUGAGGUCGCCAGCGUUUGGGACCAAUCCGAUCACUUGUAUCAUCACAAAUGGGCGAUGCUGACGAACCCGCGGGACCCCGCGUCCGGACCCAGGGGCUACGUCAAGUGCAACUUGGCUGUGCACGCCAAGGGAGAGAAACUCAAGACGCUACCCGAGACCGACGAGGAAGAUGACAUCGAGGGGAAUUUGCUGCUGCCUUUCGGCGACGCCCGGCACUUUGCGGCCAGACUGCGGGUCCGCUACGUGUUCACGGUCCACCGGGCCGAGGCUCUGCCCGAAAGGAUUCUCGCCACCGCGAAGCAGGCUUGCCAAGUGCAGGUGGCUUUUGCAGGGAUGAAGGCAUCGACGAGCGACGGCUACGGCAACAAUCUGCGCUUCGACGAACGCAUCGUGUUCAAAGAGAUGUUCCCGCCGCUGUCCCAUCGCGUCAAAAUCGCGGUCAAGAAAAAAAGCCACGUAAUCGCCUCUUAUUUCCUGAACCUCAAGGACAUCUCGAACUCCGGGGAGUACGGUUUCCUUCCCACGUUCGGCCCAUCCUUCCUCCACCUGUACAUCGACGGGCACGAGGUCCCGACCGAGCCGAUCUACCGCGGCAGGCUGCUGCUCUCCCUCAGAACGGAGAUCGAGCGAACGGAAGCCGCCGGUCCCAGUGCCGCGGGUGUUUACAUCGAGCCAACCGCUUCGAUAAUCGAGGAUAGCUUGUGGCACAGCGACGAGUACUUGUUGGUCGGUGUGUUGUACGACGCGUGCAUGAUAGGGCGCGACCAACGGGGUGCGACGCUUAGUUUCGAAAUAAGCCUUGGCAACGCCGGCAACAGAAGGUUUGCGGCUCACCAACGUGCCUGCGAGGACGAGGAGGACGACGAAAAUGUUGUCGACGACUCGACACCAUCUGCUGGACCUGCAACGGGAUGUGCAAGCGCUGACAGUCAAAGUGGGACUCUCGAACAAGUGACGUCCAGUGCUGACAAUAAAUACAGCUAUAUACCUAUUGACGCUAAGAAGCCUUGUAUGUUCGUAAAGUCACAAUGGCCCAAUACCGAGUGGCGCAUGGAAAAUUCCAAUAGGCUCAACUAUAUUGCCGAUUAUCUGGAAGCCGAGCUCGAAAAGCUCGAGGCUCUCAAAGCCCUGGACCAUGGGAGCGCCUACUCGAGCUACAACGUGACCUCUCGAACUCUCCGGCGUCAGUGCGACUCCUACCUGGAGAGCUUGCGGGAAACAGCCUCGGACAGCGACAGCAGCUCGACGUGGAGCAUGACGAGCUUGGACCGACACCGGCUCAACCAUUGCGCUCUGGAGGUGGAGUCGGUCCUGCAGCGGCUAAAGGCCAACGGGGAGCUCGUGGACAACCGGUACCUCGGCAUCGCCAUGCUCCACGCGUACGACCACCUGCGCGCCAUCAGGGACCUGUGCAAGGACCCCCAGCACGGCUUGCCGGACGUGUUCGUGUGGAUGCUGAGCAGAAGGGGUCAGUUGGGGUACGCUCGACUACCCGCUGCUCGGCUGCUCUAUGCGGAGGAGCGCUCGGGCCGCGGCAGGGACUGCGGGCGAAAGCUCGACCUGUUUCUGCACAAGCCCGGUAAACCGGACGAACUGGUCUGCAAGCUCGAGCUCUUUCUCUGGCUGGGUGGUGUCAGGUACGCCGGGGCAUGCUGGGCUGCUCUGCCGCAGGGGUACGAGCUCGACGAGCUGCAGCUCGACGGCGACAGGCUCGACGUGUUCCCGAGGUAUCUGGAGUACGUGGCCGGAACGAAGUUCCAGCUGAGAGCUCACAUAUUUCAAGGGAGAUUUGAGCCGGGCAUGGACUCCUCUGGGCUACUCGACCCAAUGGUCCGUGUCAUUUUUCGGGGCUACUCCAUGACUACGACGGUUAUCAAUCAGACGCUUGAUCCACUCUGGGACCAGACGCUUAUAUUUCCGCCGGUGGAGAUCCACGGGAAGCGAGAGUACGUGAAAAAUCACCCACCAAGGGUUGUCCUCGAGGUGCUCGACAGGGAUUUUUACAGCCUUGAACUGUAUGGUAGGUUUAUAGCCAAGCCAUUGGUCAAGCUGGACGAAGAAAUGAGUGAAUUGUCAGAUACCCCGGCCAAGCUGCGCUGGCACCGAUUCGAAGCCUCGAAAACGACGAGCGCCAAGUCGUCGGACUUUGGUGCAGCUGUGCUGGCCGCCUUCGAGCUCGUCGAGAUCAACGACAAGGAGAUCCAAGAGGACAGCGUGAAGAUGUACAAGGUACCCGAAGACGUGAGGCCGCGAAUGGCGAGUUACAGGCUGGAAGUGAUAUUCUGGGGCGUCAGAGACAUGAAACGCUUGAAUUUUGUGCCAGUUCAUCGGCCAAAGGUCACUGUCAACUGUGCCGGGACGCAUGUAGAGUCCCAAGUCAUGGAAAACGCGAAAAAGUUUGCAAACUUUCGGGAGAACCGAGUGACCGUCGAUAUGGAAAUGCCGGAGGAGGAGACGUAUUACCCGCCGCUGACAAUAAAAGCCUACGACUCGCGGGGCUUUGGCUACUUCAAGUACGCAGGUGUGUGCAGCCUAGCGACGAUUUACGCCUUGAUGCAGCCUCUUGUUACGAGGAGCGAGUACGAGGCCGCCAUUUAUCAUUCCUCCUCCUCCUCCUUCUUGAAAAAGUCCCGGCUAACUGCCGCUACUGCUGCUGCACACCUGACGAUCGAUGCGAAGCCAGAAACAGCCGAGGCUGCCGCGCUGACGAGCUACAAGACUCUGGCGAAACAGCGUCGCGACUCCUCCUCGCGCGGUCACUUCCUGAAACGUCUUCUGGCCUGGCGGCGAGCGGCCUCCAGUGUUCGGAUCACCCCUGCCGCGGACAGAGACGAAUCGCAGGACUGGUGGAGCAAGUACUACGCCUCGCUUGAGGUUUACGCGGCGGAGUUAGAAGCGCAGCCAGAGUUCUCAGCUUUUCAGGACCGGUUGCGGACUUUCGAGCUUAAACGCGGCAAACGGACCGUCGAGGACGACGCCGACAACUUUGCCGGCAAAUUCAAGGGCUACAUCGCCGUUUACCGUUGGCCGCAUCCCGAAGGUCUGGCCUGCGUGAAUCGCCUGGGCCAGAGCGCCAGUUUCGGCCUCUGCAGCGACUACCCCUCACAGGAGCCAUUACAGCUGCUCGUGCGCCUGUACGUCGUCAAAGCUAUCAACCUAAGACCCAGCGAUCCCCUGAGCGGCAAGGCCGAUCCGUACUUGCGCGUCGAGUUGGGCAAGAACCGCGUCAACGAUCGCAAGAACUACAUUCCCAAUCAGCUUAAUCCGACAUUCGGCAGAGUAAUCGAGCUGGACGCUGCGUUCCCGCGGAACCACACCCUGACGAUCCAAGUCUGGGACUACGACGCGGCGAGCUCGGACGACCUGAUCGGCAAGACGGAGAUUGAUCUCGAGAAUCGAUUCUACAGCCGGCAUCGGGCCCACUGCGGUCUAGCUCUGAGGUACGACGAGGAGGGCUACAACGCGUGGCGCGACCGCGAGAAGCCCACCCAGAUACUCUACCAGCUCUGCAGGCGCAACAACCUACCCGCCCCCGAGUUCUGGCCGGACCACGUGAUAAUAGCCAAGAGAAGGUUCCACUGCUCUACCCUGCCCGAGGACGAUGUGGACCGGGAGGAGCACAUGGCACUGAGCGUCCUGCACCGCUGGGCGGACUUUCCCGUUUGCGGCUGUAGCCUCGUCCCCGAGCACGUCGAGAGACGACCUCUUUUCAAUCCCAAGAGACCCGGGCUCGAGCAGGGUAAGCUGGAGAUGUGGAUCGACAUGUUCCCAGUGGACGAGCUGCCGGCCAAACCAGCGGUCGACAUAAGCCCUCAGCCGCCCGAGGAGUGCGAGCUCCGUGUGAUCAUUUGGAACACCGAGGACGUGCCCCUCGUCGACAACCAAUUCCUCACCGGCGAAAAGUGCUCCGACAUCUACGUCAAGGGGUGGAUCCUGCCCGAGGACACGCAGCGCACGGACGUGCACUACAACUCCCUGACCGGCGAGGGCAACUUCAACUGGCGCUUAAUUUUUCAGUUCACGUGGGCGAGAGCCGAGCGGGCUAUGGUCAUCAAGCGACGUAGCCACGUGUUUGCCAAAGACCCGACCGAGCAUAAGGUGCCGUGCCGGCUGAACCUCCAGGUCUGGGACAGCGACCACUUUUCCAAAGAUGACUUUCUAGGUGACCUGAGCCUCGAGCUGGCCAACAUGCCCCGUGGAAGUCCCAGUGCCCAGAGCUGUGGCCUCAAGCUUCUCGAUCCCCAGUCACCGAGGAUGAACCUGUUCAGAGCUCAGCGGGCCAGAGCCUGGUGGCCCCUAAGCACGAGCACCCCUUCGGGAAAGUACUACCCCGCCGGAAAAAUCGAAUUGGAGCUCGCAGUGCUGCCGCUCGAGGAGGCGGAGACCCGGCCCGCAGGCAAGGGCCGCGAGCCCCCGGAAGAGCUGCCACUGCCCGACCGUCCGGACACGUCGUUCUCCUGGUUUCGCAAUCCCUGGAAGGCCUUCCGCUUCGUGUUCUUCCGCUACUACAGGUGGCGAGUGCUCGGCUGCUGCGCCUUCGUCCUUCUCGUCCUCCUGAUCGCGUGCGCCGUCUAUGCGUUCCCGGGAUACCUGGUCAAACGUCUCCUCAAAGCUUGA
Molecule: messenger RNA, 4911 nt
Organism: Copidosoma floridanum
Lineage: Eukaryota; Metazoa; Arthropoda; Insecta; Hymenoptera; Encyrtidae
Product: otoferlin
Biological process (GO): plasma membrane organization
Cellular component (GO): membrane
Source: RefSeq, a predicted model, not a curated record